Messenger RNA from Acaulospora colombiana, 2403 nucleotides. The record is from the annotation of a GenBank genome assembly. NCBI's taxonomy places the organism in Eukaryota, Fungi, Glomeromycota, Glomeromycetes, Diversisporales, Acaulosporaceae.
AUGAACGAAGACACAUCGGAGUUUAAAAAGGAACGAUGGUACGAGGAUGCUCUCGACUACUGGUCCGAGAUACCUCCCACCAUCAACGGCAUGCUCGGCGGGUACGGAUCGGUAACUAACCUUGAGACGAAAGGUUCGAUGGAGUUUAUCUCGGAGUUUGUUCGUGGCAAAAAAGGUGCUCAUAAUGUGUUGAAGGUCCCUCCUCGAAUAGACACUCAAUACGCUUGUGAUUGUGGGGCGGGUAUUGGAAGGGUUUCGAAACAUUUCUUAUUGAAAAUAUUUGACAAGGUCGAUCUGGUAGAGUACACGCCGAAAUUUAUCCAACAUGCCGAAAGGACAUAUUUGGCGAAGGAGAGGGAGGCUGGAAGGAUCGGCAAGUUCGUGUGCUCGGGUUUACAGGAGUUCACGCCGGAAGAGGAGAAAUACGAUUUAAUAUGGUGCCAAUGGGUCCUUGGGCAUCUGAAGGAUGGUGACCUGGAAGAGUUCCUCAAGAGGUGCAAGAAGGGUUUGAAGCCGAACGGGAUGAUCGGUAUUAAGGAAAAUGUAUCCAUAUUUGGAUAUUGUUUCGAUAAGGACGACAGUAGUGUUACGAGGCCCGACUCAAUCCUCAAAGACAUAUAUCAGAAAGCCGGCUUAAACUUGCUCAAAGAAGCCACACAACACGGAAUGCCGGAAGGAUUAUAUGAAGCAUUCCCGACAAACCUGGCAUUAGGCAGAAAAGUUGGAAGGUUGGUUAUCCUAUUGGGAUAUUUACCACCGGACAAAAGAAAAUGGGAAAGAGUUCUUAACGAGCAAAGAGCAACUUAUUAUAGUUUCGUCAGGGAUUUGCUGGCAGACCCAAGCGAAGAGGAACUAAGGAGUCCACACAAUACCGACGAUCACCCUUUAAAUUCUGCACCAAAUUCCAAGUGGGCCGAAUAUUUCGCCGACAACAUAAUAUUAGAACAAAUAGACAAAGACGUCAGACGAACGUUACCGGACUUUGCGUUCUUUCAGCAGCCCGUCCCUCACAGCCCCCUAAGCCCGCUAAGUCCAAGGCUCGCGGCUCAAGAGAUCAACCGAACAAACGGCACGAGGUCACCGUCUAUAAUGGAUGCCCUGGAUAAUUCGAACGAUGACGACAGUAAUAGCUGUGGUAAUUCCAUACUGACAAACUCGGAACUUGAAAUGGAGGUCACCGCCAUGGAAUCACAAUUUGCGAUGAUGUCUCAAUUGAAUUCAUCAGGUGGCAUGGUUGGGAUCGUUAACCCGAAGAGGAAUUUCUCCGCCACAGGUCCUAAACCUUUGCCGAUUGAUGUUUCCAAUCUAAUCCACCAGACCGUCACCCCCAUUCCUACCCGUCGGUCAAUAUUUAAGCGUGUCCAACACUUAAAUAAGGACUUUGGCGCGCGAAGGUCAUCCUCGCCGUCCCCGAGUUGCAAAUCGGAUGGUUCGCGUGAUGAUGAUUACGAGGUCGAUUUGCACUGGGAGGCUAUCGAAAGAAUCUUGUUUAUAUACGCCAAAUUGAAUCCGGGCGUAGGGUAUGUCCAGGGGAUGAACGAAAUCCUUGGUCCCAUCUAUUAUACAAUGGCAAAUGACAGCGACGAGGGUGGAAAAGCACAUGCCGAAGCUGAUUCGUUCUUUGUGUUCACGCUGAUGAUGUCUCACAUACGGGAUCACUUUGUGAGGAGUUUGGACAUGGACGACACGACGGGCAUCGGUCAUACUAUGAUGAAAAUGAACCGACGCCUAAAAACCUUUGAACCUGAAUUAUGGGCAGAUCUGGAGAGGAAAUCUCUGCACCCCACCUAUUAUUCAUUUCGCUGGUUGACCGUAAUGCUGUCCCAAGAAUUUGCACUUCCGGAUGUUAUCCGACUGUGGGAUUCCAUACUGGCCGAUCAUGACGACGAAGAAACCGCCGGUGGAUUCGAAUUCUUAUUAGACUUCUCUUGCGCAAUGUUAAUAUGCGUUAAAGAUGAGCUUCUUCGAGGAUCCUUUGCGGAUAACAUCAAACUGCUACAGAAUUAUCCGAUACAAGACCCAGCCGUCGUCCUACUCAAGGCCUACACGUUAAGGGAGAAUCGUCUCCUUGCUAAAAUGUAUGGCGAGGACGUCGAUGCGUCCUCGGAGUCCGGUGACGACGACGAUUAUUAUCCAUCAACUACUAACGGCAACGUCUACUAUGAAUCAUCGACGCCUUCGGCGAUCCAGCGUGCGAACGAUGUAAAGGUCAGGGGACUGGCAAUGUUGAAGAAGGUGCAAGGAGUUGUGAAUGGUAAAUCGACGAACGGUGUGAACUUGAACCGAAACGGAUUUUCAAAUUCCUCGAAUAUUGGCAAUACCAUGGGCAUUGGUGGAAUGAGUGGGUUUGCAAUGCGAUUUUCAAACGUUUGGAGAAAGAACAUUACUGCCUCGUCCUCGUGA